AUGGACAGUGGAGCAUCGAGACAUAUGACAGGGAUGCUAGCUCUUCUUUACGACGUCAAAUCAAUAAAUGGAAGUUAUGUGGGUUUCGCCGGAAAUCAAGGCGGGAGAAUUGUUGGACAGGGAACGUUGACGAAUGGUGUCAUCUCAUUCGAGAAAGUGAACUAUAUCGUAGAGUUGGAAAACAAUUUACUUAGUAUUUCGCAAAUAUGUGAUAAAUCUUUCAGUGGUUCAAGUGUAAUUUUUGAUCCACUUCACAACAGCUGUUGUGACUUGGAUGUGAAGAAAAAUACACAGUUGGCAAAGUUCAGCAGUAUCUUGGAGUUCAUGGGUAGAAUCCCUAUUCAAAAAGCUUUGACUGAUCAACGUCCAUUGUACAAGUCACACAUUAAACGUUUCUGGAAGCAUUCAAAGUAUGAUGAGGAAAACAAAGCAAUUCAUCCAAUUGUGAAGGUGCAUAAUGAAAAGAAGGAAAUUGUUGUUACUGAGGCACUCAUUCGUGAGGUUGUGAAUUUUCCGGACGAUGCAGAGUCACCAACAAAGUUUCCAGAACGGAGGGUUUAG
Messenger RNA from Helianthus annuus (common sunflower), 561 nucleotides. RefSeq lists its product as uncharacterized. The transcript has 2 exons. The coding region runs from base 1 to 561 and encodes 186 amino acids. Lineage: Eukaryota; Viridiplantae; Streptophyta; Magnoliopsida; Asterales; Asteraceae. The record is from RefSeq and is a predicted model, not a curated record.